This is a messenger RNA of Liolophura sinensis, 3536 nucleotides long. RefSeq names its product mRNA-capping enzyme-like. Gene Ontology annotation, molecular function: mRNA guanylyltransferase activity; ATP binding; mRNA 5'-triphosphate monophosphatase activity. NCBI's taxonomy places the organism in Eukaryota, Metazoa, Mollusca, Polyplacophora, Chitonida, Chitonidae. The record is from RefSeq and is a predicted model, not a curated record. Gene Ontology annotation, biological process: dephosphorylation; 7-methylguanosine mRNA capping.
GCAAAUCUGGGUCGUCGUUGAGCGCGGCGUAGGAACAAUAUUGUUCCUUAAUUUUGCAGUGUUUUGUGUUGGAACAUCUAUAAUGCGGUAAUCCUGUAUGUAUCAGUCAUCAUGAGUUGGGAGAAAAGAAUGCUGAGUAUACCACCAAGGUGGCUCCACUGCCCGAGGAAAGGAAACCCCAUUGCUGGUAAAUUUCUGCCUUUUAAGACUCCCCUGAAUGCCAAAUACAAUGACCAGAUCCCAGACGAAUGUCGAUUCAACAUCAGUAUGCUGUUUAGAUCCUUGAAGAUGUAUAAUGUAAAGAUGGGACUUUUGAUAGAUCUGACAAACACCAAGAGGUUCUAUGAUCAGAAAGAGGUGGAGGAAAACGACUGUGUUUAUGUAAAGUUACAAUGCCGAGGCCAUGGAGAAGCUCCGUCAGCUGAAACCACGAAGGCUUUUAUGGCACUGUGUGAAAAAUUCAUCCAACAGAAACCAUUAGAAAUAAUUGGUGUUCAUUGUACUCAUGGCUUUAACAGGACUGGCUUCCUCAUCUCUGCCUAUCUAGUGGAAAAGUUCAACUGGAGCAUAGAGGCAGCAGUAAGAGCUUUCUCAGAGUCACGUCCACCAGGAAUCUACAAACAAGAUUAUCUUGAGGAAAUUUUCCGUCUCUAUGGUGAUGUGGAGGACACACCUUCUGCUCCACCCCUACCUGACUGGUGCACAGAAUCUGACGAUACAGUGGAUGAUGAUGGGAAUUCUGUAGCCGAGGAGAAUUCAGUGUCUGAGGAUGGAACUGGUCCAGAUGGCCACAGAAAGCGACGGAAGAAAGAAGUAGUGAAGAAGAAUGCAGUGUUUAUGGAGGGUGUAGAGGGGGUCCCCCAGGUAACGAUGCAACCAAAGCUCUCUCAGAUACAGAGGAAAGUCCAGCAGAUGUGUGACUGGAGAGGAUCUGGCUUUCCAGGGGCUCAACCUGUGUCUAUGGACAGGGGAAAUCUGGAGAAAAUCAAAACCAAACCAUACAAAGUUAGCUGGAAGGCAGAUGGCGUGCGCUACCUCAUGUUGAUAGAUGGUCUCCAGGAUGUGUACAUGCUGGACAGGGACAACACUGUCUUUCAAGUUCCGAAUGUGGAGUUUCCAAAGAGGAAAGAUCUCAACUCACACUUACACAAUACAUUGGUAGAUGGGGAGAUGAUCCUUGACAAAGUGGAAGACAAAAAUGUUCCCCGCUUUUUGGUUUAUGACAUCAUCAAAUUUGAGGGUCUAGAUGUAGGAGGCACAGACUUUGAACGACGUCUUCUCUGCAUCCAGAAAGAGAUCAUUGGGCCACGAUAUGCAAAGAUGCAGAAAGGUUUGCUGGACAAGUCACGCGAGACAUUCAGUGUCCGUGCAAAACCCUUCUGGGAUGUCAGUCUGUCACGGAAGCUUCUAGAUGGAAGUUUUGCCAAAGAAGUCAGCCAUGAAGUGGAUGGUUUGAUUUUUCAACCUGUCAAAGAGUCGUAUGUUCCUGGCAGAUGCUCAGACAUGCUGAAAUGGAAACCGCCAACUCUUAACUCGGUGGACUUCAAGUUACAGAUACGGAAAGAGUCAAGACUUGGUAUGCUUCCCGUCACCAGAGGGCUGUUAUUUGUGGGAGGACUUGACCAGCCGUUUUCAGAGAUGAAGGUUACAAAAGACAUGAAGGAAUUAGAGAACAAGAUCAUUGAGUGUUCCUGGGAUGGGAAGACGUGGCAAUUCAUGAGAGUCAGGACUGACAAGUCCUUCCCUAACAGCUACACAACUGCGAAAGGUGUGUGUGAGAGCAUCAUGAAUCCUGUGACAAAGGAGAUUUUGUUUGACACUGUGGAGAACUUAGCCUUUAAAGCUCCCCAUCCCCCAGGGCAACAGGCUCAGGGUCACCACGGAGCUCCCAGGUGACAGGUGUGUGAGUUGGGUGUGGCUGGGGAACUCCGCUGAGAGAAAGGUGUGACACCGUACACUGCGCUGUAAGGCUUGUGUGACACAGGUGUCAAAUAUGAUAUUAACGUAACAUGCUUGUGAGGCAGGUUUGGCUGUGAUAUUUCACAAUGACGCAUGAGUGACACCAGACACCGCACUGUACUGGACUAGGUGUGAAACAUGAUAUUGACACGACAGACUUGUGAGAUGGUUUCUGCUGGGAAACUGCGUGACGCCAAACACCACAGUGUAAGACUGUGAUACAGGUGUCAAACAUGGUAUCAACAUGACAAGAUUGUGAGUCGUAUUCACAUGAAACACCCUUAGAAGGGUCAUGACACCAGAUGCCCCAUUGUACGACCUGUGUGAGACAUAGUUUGUGCUGUAGUGUCAGUCAUGGUGUCAACACGAGCAUUGGAGGUUUGCACCUUGAUGGGGAAGAGUGCUGAAUAGACUUGAGUCACUGUUUGGACAGGUGUGAUGUCAUAGUGUUGCGAUGCUCUUGAUGUGGCAAGCAGGACACACCUGACGUGGGACACGGGUCACACAGAUAUGUAGGUUUCAAGUGAAAAUAUCACAGCUUGUUAAGCACGUGAAUAUGCUCACAUUCAGAGUGUCUGUUGAAAAAGAAGUUUUCUUGUACAUACAGCCGGAUACCUGUCUGCACGUGGGGCUUUGAGGACCAUAUUUUACCUGUUGGACUGGAAACUAAGUAUGUCAGUGGUAGAAGCCUGGACAUUUUACAUGCUACAAAGACCUCACGCGCAUGGUGGAGAAAUGUGUAUAAAAAACGGCAGAAAUGUACUUGUUUUGAUACAGAUGUGAGCAUCAGACAGCAUAUUUUAUAUGGAUAACUGAUGUACAUAAGGACAUUUUCAAAAUGACGAGUGCUGUAGUCUCUGUUUAUUUGUUGAUUGAUUAAAGGAAAAGACCUGUAAAAAUCGAAGUAGGCAUCACUGAAUUGACCACUUAAAACUUUGCCUAAAUAUACUUUCAUUUAUUUUAUUUUUUUUAGAUUUUUGUGAAAGGAGCUAAGGGCGUUCAAACAUUUGAAUACUAUGUUGGGCUUUAUUGACCAUACUAUCAGAGGUUAGGAACUCUGGCAUCACAGGAAGUUUUCCCAACGCCAAGAUUACUGAAAUAAUACCAAAGUUCUCUGACCUUUUCUACCAGCAGGCGUCAAGGCACAGCUGUGUACCAGAUCGUGAAAUUUGCCACUUUUACAUCGAAUGAGCGAAACUUAAAACGGCAUCGCAAUGGUGGGGCUGGCGAUUAUUUCUUCGCCUCGGCCGAUGGCUAGACAGAUAUUGCCACGGGAGUGCGGUUUACAUGCUUGGCGAGAUGAAAGUAGUCGAGUGGGUACAGGCUUGGCAACACUUUUAUUUUUAUCCAUGCAUUUAAACGAAGGAAGUAUCAAGCCACAGUUGUUCACGAACCUGUAAAUUCCGAAACGGUCUCAAAGCAUGUCAAAAAGGCAAGCUAAUGACUGCUUCUCCGGCUGUCAGUCAUGGUGGAUGCAUAAUACGGGGAGCAGUGUUGUCUGUUCACAGUUCAAUAAAUUAAUGUAACAAAAUCAGCAUUCAAAUGUAUUUCAGCGAUAAAGACGUGACUGACCAGUA